This is a messenger RNA of Verticillium alfalfae VaMs.102, 1452 nucleotides long. RefSeq lists its product as hypothetical. Gene Ontology annotation, molecular function: transmembrane transporter activity. Gene Ontology annotation, biological process: transmembrane transport. NCBI's taxonomy places the organism in Eukaryota, Fungi, Ascomycota, Sordariomycetes, Glomerellales, Plectosphaerellaceae. The record is from RefSeq and is a predicted model, not a curated record. The transcript has 5 exons. Bases 1 to 1452 code for a protein of 483 amino acids.
AUGUCGACAACCACAGUUCUCGCCCCGGCGGCGCAGUCUUGUGAGCUUUCUACCUUUCGACAGCCAGAGCACAACGGCAGCACCCCGCAAACGCCUCCAGGACAGGUUGAGGAUGGCCAGCGGCUCGUGGCGACGGCCUACUCCCGGUUCAGCGACAUCCAGAAACAGUCGGUUGCGUGGUUCGUUGCCUUCUGCGGACUGCUGGCUUCCAUGUCCACGACCAGUAUUCUCUCCGCCGUGCCGGAAAUCAUGGAAACUUUCGACACGACACCAACUGUUAUCAACAUUAGCAACGCCCUGUACCUUGUCGUCAUCGGGCUGUCCAGCUGCUUUUGGGGCCCUUUGGCUGACACGUUCGGCCGCAAACCGGUCUACACCAUGAGCACGACAAUGUUCCUUCUGGCAUCCAUUGGCACAGCGCUUUCGCCGACCCUGGUUCCUUUCUUUUUCUUUCGAGCGUUGACUGCCGUUCAAGUCAGCACAUUCCUCAUCUUAGGUUCAAGCUGCAUUUCGGACAUUUACCACCCUAUCGAGCGCGCGACUGCCAUGGGUUGGUUCCUUCGAGGCACGGUUUUUGGUCUGGCCUUUGGUCCGAUCAUUUCCGGCAUCAUCGUCACCUACACGUCCUGGAGAAUCAUCUUCUGGGUACAGGCGUCCCUGAGCGGUCUAGCGUCCCUCCUCUGCUUCUUCAUCAUGAAAGAAACAUUGCAAACGACUCCACGGCACAGAGAACUGCGAGGUCAGGGAGUGCAUGCUGCCGCCAAGACAUUGUGGAAGUCGUUGAACCCAAUCCUCGUUUUCCGACUGCUGAGCGAGAAGAACUUGUUCUGCGUGAGCCUUGCUUCGGCAUCCAUGGCGUUCAAUAUGUAUUCCCUUUUGACGCCAAUCCGUUACAUCUUAAACCCUAGGCUGGGUCUGACCACGCCUCUGCAAUCUGGCCUGCUCUAUCUCGCACCAGGCGGGGGCUACCUCCUUGGUAGCCUCAUCGGCGGCCGCCUCUCCGAUCGUACCGUAAAUUUCUGGAUGAAACGUCGUGGCUUCCGCCUCUGGGAGGAUAGACUCCGUGGAAGCGUCAUCUUGCUUGGCCUUUCUCUGCCUGGUUCGACAUUGCUCUACGGCUGGACGGUCGAUCGCGGUUUUGGAGGCAUCGGCUUGCCAGUAGUGUGUAUGUUCGUCCAAGGCAUCAGCCAGACGAGUGCUUUCCCAAGCCUCAAUACCUAUAUCAUGGAUGUUAUGCAGCAAAAUAGCGGCAAGGCGUCAGCCAGUCAUUACUUUGUCCGGUAUGCUCUCUCGGCUGCUGCGACUGCAAGCUGCAUCCCCAUGAUUGACGCAAUCGGCAUUGGAUGGACGGCUACUAUUUCAUCUUCCAUGGUGCUCGCCGGGUCUGGACUCGUACUGUUGACGAUUCACUCUGGCGGUUCGUGGCGAGGAAACCGGGAACGACGAGCCUGA